ACCGUUUGAGGUAAGAUGAGUAGAGAUUAAUCUUUCUUUGCCUCACUGUUUUGCUUUUCCUAAGUGACAGUGAUCAAUAGAAUAAAAGGUUUGGUACAGCUUGAACCAGUGGAGCGUGGUGCCACCGCCAUGCCAUGUUACUGUAGCACCAAGGAAAGGAAAUGGCUUGCUUUAGCAUUUGUUGUUGCGUGUGAAACCAGCAUUCCCAAAAGCGCGUGGUUUUGUCUGCAUGAAUCUGCACUACUGGCGUCAUGUUUGCCACACAAUAAUCAAAUCUUUCACUGAUCACAACAAUCAUCAAAAACGGGUCACCCUCUUCCCUUUAAUCUUUAUCCCUAUUCUUGUUCUUGUGCUAAAAAGCAAACUCUGCCCCUCAAUCUCAUCUUCUCUUUCUCCCUUCAUUCUUUCUUGUAAGUUUUGUGUUCUUUUGUCCGCUUUGUUUUUCCUUGUUUCUUGUCUGUGUUUGUUUGUUUGUUUGGCUCCAAUGUUUCUUAGCACAUAAAUUCCGACUUGUCUUUAUCUCAAUCCAGAUAAUUUGUGAGUGAUCUCUACUUUUUGUUUUCUUGGUCUUAUUCCCUGGUAUUUCAGAUAAAGUUAAGAUUUUUAUUUGCUGCUUCUGAGGGGAUGUUUUGGGGGAGCUGUGAAUUGGGAUAUUUGCAGUUGGAAUAUUUGUUGCUGCAAAUUAAGGAUUUUGGGGUUCCCCAAGUUAAAAUCCUGAUGAAUCUCAGUUGGUAAAGGUGUUGCCUUUUGAUGAAGAGAGCAGAUUCCCAUAUUUGUUAUGUUUAAAAUACUUUUAUAAAGUUAGAGAUUUUAAGGAGGGGAAUUUUGUGUUUGUUGUAUCCUGUAUCUGCUUUUAGAUCAUUGUGGAGGAGGAAUUGGUGCUUCUUCUCUUUAGUGUGGAUUGGGAUUUUGGGGGGGGUUCCUUUAUUUGUCAUAAAAAUCUAUGAGGGAAUCAGUUCAAGUAAAUUUGGAAUAGAUUCUUUUGUCUUAAGCCCUAAAUUGAAAAUUGGGUGCUACUAUUUGGUGGGAUAUUGUUCCAAUCCAUUUGAGAAUAAGACAUGAACUAGGAAUUUGCAAAUUAGAGAGGGUAAAAUUUUGAGUGUUUCUUGAGGGUUUUACGUGUGUAUUUGAGAUUUAAAGAUGCAGCGUGUUAGAUUUUCAUCUCAACAAGCACCAGUACACAAGCUAGGAGAUCCUCAAAUGACAUUAUCUCCUAAGUUUAGGUUAGCUGUGAUCCAAUCUUCUUUGGCAAAUCCUUCACCUGAGUUAGAGCUUUCUCUCAGAGAAGAACCCUUAAUACCAGGUCUACCCGACGAUGUUGCUCUCAAUUGUCUUCUCCGGCUUCCGGUUCAGAGUCAUUCAUCAUGUAGAGCUGUCUGCAAGAAGUGGCACAUGCUACUUGGUAACAAAGAGAGGUUUUUCACCAACAGGAAGCAAUUUGGUUUGAAAGACCCCUGGCUUUUUGUAUUUGCAUAUCAUAAGUGCACUGGAAAGAUCCAAUGGCAGGUUCUUGACCUCACACACUUUUCAUGGCACACUAUCCCUGCAAUGCCUUGUAAGGACAAGGUUUGUCCUCAUGGUUUUAGGUGUGUUUCGAUUCCGCCCGAUGGCACGCUGUUUGUUUGCGGUGGCAUGGUGUCUGAUGUUGAUUGCCCUCUUGACUUGGUGUUGAAAUAUGAGAUGCAGAAGAAUAGGUGGACUGUGAUGAAUAGGAUGAUCACUGCUAGGUCAUUUUUUGCCAGUGGAGUUAUUGAUGGAAUGAUUUAUGCAGCUGGGGGAAAUAGUACUGAUCUUUAUGAGCUAGAUUCCGCCGAGGUGUUGGAUCCUCUCGACGGAAGCUGGCGCCCUAUUGCCAGCAUGGGAACAAACAUGGCAUCUUAUGAUGCUGCAGUUCUCAAUGGGAAACUUCUGGUGACUGAAGGGUGGUUGUGGCCUUUUUAUGUCUCUCCAAGAGGCCAGGUCUAUGAUCCUAGAACUAAUAACUGGGAAAAUAUGGCUGUUGGACUCAGAGAAGGGUGGACUGGUUCGAGCGUGGUUGUUUACGGCCACUUGUUUGUUGUCUCUGAGCUCGAACGAAUGAAGCUAAAGGUUUAUGACCCUGAAUCCGAUUCAUGGGAAGCCAUAGAAGGGCCUCCUUUGCCUGAGCAAAUAUGCAAGCCUUUUGCUGUGAAUGCUUGUGAUUGUCAUAUUUAUGUUGUGGGUCGAAAUCUUCUGGUUGCUGCUGGUCAUAUCACUAGACUAAACCCAAAAGAAUGUUGCAAGGAAAAAUGGAACUUCAGCGUUCGAUGGCAUGUAAUUGACGCACCAGAAAGUUUGUCUGAUCUGACUCCUUCAAGUUCCCAGGUGCUGUUUGCCUAGUUUUUCAUUAUCCUGUAAUAUUAUGUUACAAAUAUUGUAUUAAUAAUGUAAUUAAUAUAAUUAUUAGAGGUCUAAAAGUUGUAACAGCUGUGUGAAGGAACUCUUUUUUGAAUUGUAUCAGUGAUAGUAUCUUCUUGUGGUUGCUUUGGCAGUGAUAGUUGUACAUCAAUAAUUACAUUGAUAUUUUCUCCUUGAUGAAUGUCCAUGAUUCUAUUGUCAGG
Cajanus cajan (pigeon pea) is the source of this 2579-nucleotide messenger RNA. RefSeq names its product Galactose oxidase/kelch repeat superfamily protein. Gene Ontology annotation, molecular function: protein binding. The record is from RefSeq and is a predicted model, not a curated record. Lineage: Eukaryota; Viridiplantae; Streptophyta; Magnoliopsida; Fabales; Fabaceae.